UGUUUAAUAGGAUUGUGGAAGAAUGAAGAAGCCGCAUAAUAAUGCAAGCAAGUCUCCACAUGGGUGCAUAUUUCUUCCCAGUAUAAGUAAUCCUAUCUUAUUGCAGUACUCAUCGCAGCAGGGAUCGAGAGCAAAGCAUACGAAGCAUUAACCAGCUGAAAUUUCGAUCAGCUUGUGCUCGUUCGAUCCUCGAUCCAGUCGGCCCAGCCAUGGUGGCUGGUGUUUGCUACGGCAUGGUGGCCAACAACCUCCCGUCCCGGAGCGACGUGGUGCAGAUGUACAGGUCCAAAGGCAUCACCGGCAUGCGCCUCUACUCCCCCGACGCGCAGGCCCUCUCCGCCCUGCGCAACUCCGGCAUCAGCCUCAUGAUCGACGUCGGCGGAACCGACCAGCUCGCCUACCUCGCUGCCAGCGGGUCCAACGCGUCCGCCUGGGUCCGAACCAACGUGCAGGCCUACCAGGGCCUGACCAUCAAGUACAUCGUCGCCGGCAACGAGGUCCAGGGCGGCGACACGCAGAACAUCGUCCCGGCCAUCCGGAACCUCAACGCCGCGCUCUCCGCGGUCGGUCUCGGCGGCAUCAAGGUGUCCACCUCGGUGCGGUUCGACGUGGUGGCCAACUCGUACCCGCCCUCCGCCGGCGUGUUCGCGCAGGCCUACAUGACGGACGUGGUCCGGCUCCUGUCCAGCACCGGCGCGCCGCUGCUGGCCAACGUGUACCCGUACUUCGCCUACCGCGACAACCCGCGGGACAUCCAGCUCAACUACGCCACGUUCCAGCCGGGCACCACGGUGCGGGACGACAACAACGGGCUCAUCUACACUUGUCUCUUUGACGCCAUGGUGGACGCCAUCUACGCGGCGCUGGAGAAGGCCGGGACGCCGGGGCUGCGGGUGGUGAUCUCGGAGAGCGGGUGGCCGUCCGCCAGCGGCUUCGCGGCCACGGCGGACAACGCGAGGGCGUACAACCAGGGGCUCAUCGACCACGUCGGCGGCGGCACGCCCAAGAGGCCCGGCACGCUCGAGACCUACAUCUUCGCCAUGUUCAACGAGAACUUCAAGCUCGGGGACCUGGUGGAGAAGCACUUUGGGCUCUUCAACCCGGACAAGUCGCCCGCAUACCCCAUCCGCUUCUAGCUAGUCUGCAUCGUCGUCCCUACACUACAUUGCGCUAAUAAAUACGUGCAUACGUGUGCAUCGUCGUUAAUCGAAAUAAGCUGCGUAUAGUGCAGCAGUGUGGAUUGUAACAUACGCAGGGACUGUGUAUACGUGACACGUCACCUUAAAUAAAACAGGUAUACAUGCAUGAGUUGUAUUCUGAUC
Messenger RNA from Lolium perenne, 1322 nucleotides. RefSeq names its product glucan endo-1,3-beta-glucosidase GI-like. Lineage: Eukaryota; Viridiplantae; Streptophyta; Magnoliopsida; Poales; Poaceae. The record is from RefSeq and is a predicted model, not a curated record. Gene Ontology annotation, molecular function: hydrolase activity, hydrolyzing O-glycosyl compounds. Gene Ontology annotation, biological process: carbohydrate metabolic process.